Molecule: messenger RNA, 3499 nt
Organism: Linum trigynum
Lineage: Eukaryota; Viridiplantae; Streptophyta; Magnoliopsida; Malpighiales; Linaceae
Source: the annotation of a GenBank genome assembly
ACGGAUCGAGAAUGGGGCGGGUCAUGACAGGUCGGGUCUAUGAGAGUACCCAUGCCCGCCCCGCCCCGCCUAUGGGGCGGGUCGGACCCGCCCCAAAACAGGUCGGGUAAAACGGGUCAGGUCGAAAUUGCCAUCCCUAGUGGUCUGGUCGGCAACGGUACUGAAACACAAGUGAUCAUUUCGUCAGUAGCUAGUUUGACUUUUAGUAGAAAGGGAAUAUUCUGAGAGAAGUUAGGUGACCGUACUGUUAAGAACUAAAACAUAAGUGACCACUUUGUCAGUGGCUAAAAGUUUAGCUUGCCAUUGUCCAUCGGAGGGUUUGAGCCCUCAUUCCCCUGCGUCACCGUUGGCCAGAUUGCCACGUUUCUGCCGCUUUCAAAGCAGAAUAGAAUAGCCGGCUUCGCUUCCCCAUGCUUUGCAGAAAUCUUGCCGUUUACUGCCCAAUCCACUGAAGGGUCGUCUCGGCGAUACAGAAUACGAAACGAGAAACUGUGUGGGAGUGGAGACCGGAAUUGGGAGGAGCAAGUGCCAUAAACAUGUCGAGUGUGAAGCUUUUCGAUGCACACUGCCACCUCCAAGAUCCCAGAGUCCUGAACAAAGCUCCCCAGCUCAUAGCUACUGCACUCGACACAGGUGUUGCCCGCUUUGCAGUUAAUGGAGUUUCCGAGAACGAUUGGAGCUUGGUGAAAGAGAUGGGGGAGCGUUACCCUUCUGUUGUUCCUUGCUUUGGCCUCCAUCCAUGGUUCAUCAGGGAGAGGACUCCAAAUUGGUUUAAUACAUUGAAAGAACUCUUUGAAGUCACUCCCUCAGCUGCAGUUGGAGAGAUUGGUAUAGACAAGGGUUCACAUGGGAAGACGAUUGAUUUUGCAGAUCAGGUUGAUGUAUUCCAGAAACAGCUUCAGCUUGCGAAAGAACUGAACAAACCAGCAUCCAUUCACUGUGUUCGUGCCUUCGGUGAUCUGCUUGAGAUAAUGAAAAAUGUGGGGCCUUUUCCUGCUGGCGUUAUCCUCCAUUCCUACUUGGGUUCUGCUGAGAUGGUUCCAGAACUUGCCAAGCUCGGUGCUUACUUUUCAUUUUCUGGGUUUCUCAUGUCCAUGAAAACACAGAAGGCAAAGAGAAUGCUAGCAGCGGUUCCUUCUGAUAGGAUUUUGUUGGAAACAGAUGCACCAGAUGCUACCCCAACUCUAAAUGUGGACACUCUUUUUUCGGUUGAUGGCAGAAGUCACUCCAAAGAAGAAAAUCUCUCUACAUCCGGUGGCCUCUCUGAUGAAAAUAAUUCCAACUCUUCAAAAGAGGCGUCAAACCGGAAAGAAGAAACACUUAAUCAUCCAGCAAACAUUCAUCACGUACUCAAUCACGUUGCAUCACUGCUCGAGUUGAGUAAAGAAGAAGUCGCCGAGGCAAGUUACAGAAAUGCAGUGCAGUUAUUCGCGUACCAAGGCUCAAAGGUGCAAUUAGAAUGAUACUCAAAGUUCAACCUACAGAAGUAUAUGUGCAUCUCAACUGCUCAAUACAUGAGAAUGAAUAGUACCUAAGCUGGCAUCAUGGCAGCAUCAAGCAUUGUAUGUACAAAAAGACACCCCCAAUACUUUGUAUAAUGAUGCGAGGAAAAGAACCGUGUAACUUGUGAGUUAUCAGAAGUCUCCCCUUUGGUACUUCAUACGAUGUUUUAAUUAGUGCCUAAGUAACUUGGAAAGCAGAAAAAGAACCUACUUUUGGGACCUGGGUUCUUUCUUCCCCUUUAUUUCCUUUUGAACUGAUUCUUUUCUUUCAUCCUAAGGUUGCACACUACUUCGUUACUUUUCUCCCUCCAACCCAUGAUAUAAACGACAUUCUGAUUUGCAAUCCCUUUUCCAUUUCUUUUUGGAACCAUAGGAAAACAACCUCCCGUCUUCAGGGCUGAAAUCUCAUAGUUUUGUCUCUUCAGAGAUCCCUGAUGGGGAAUAGCAACAGCAGGUUUUGUUGGUGUUUCUUCUUUGCUGUCAUGCUUGUUUUGGUGGCCAGUAAUGGGUUCGGUGAAGCACAAGAAUUGUGCCGACAAGUGAUAAAGGCUGGGAACGGAAGCUGUGAUCCUGAAACUUGCAGCAGCCAGUGCACGGCUGUGAUGAGCCUUAAAGGGACAGGAUCUUGCACUCAGACUUUCACAAAUCGAUUCACUUGCAUUUGUACUUCACCUUGUUCUUGAUUUCCUUGUACAUUUUUUUUCCUCUGUGCGUCUGUCCUUCGUCUGGGUGUUCUGUUUCCUACGCCGCAUUGAAGAACGAAAUACAACUUUGCAAAUGGCAUUUUGCCUUGGAUUGUGAAUUUAGACUCUGUUUAUCUCUGCAUGUCCAUGAACUUGUACUUCCCGAAUUCGAGUUUCCAGAUUCAGCCUUUUAGUGUUUUUGCCAUUUCAUGAAUGCAACUGCUAACCAUUUGGAUGUAUUCAUGUUGAACAACAGACUUCAAAAGCAAUCAAUUUUCAACCAGAUUGCAGGAGGGAAGUUAGAAACCAAGAACAGGAAGCAGACCAAGUUGGUUGGGAUUGUGCUUCUGCAUGACGCAUAGUUGAAAAUCAGACAAGAUCCUAAGAAAGCGGCUAACAAAAUUAGCGGUUAUGAUGACUCUUGAUGACACAGGCCACCAAAUGUUUAUUAACUUGGCGGAAGCACAAAAUGCAGUCUCCUCUCUCUGUGUAAACAGUAAAUACUAAUUUGUCUCCUCUAUGCAUACAGUUGAAUCAGUAAGAUUACAUGCGUGCAAAUCUCUGCUAUCAAUCUCAAUGGCUGUACUGCUGAAUUCUACCCUUCUUGACUAUAAACUCUGUCAAUUCCAUGCAACUAGUUUUAGUUGAGGGUCUUUAACUUCUCUCUGAAAUAAUUUCACUGCUACACUCAAGUUCUGAAAUUUCAAUGCUCCCAUUGGAUCUGUCCUAACCUCUGCAUUAAAUCGGUUUGUUGACUCCCUCGCUCUCUGGCCUGCUACUGCUACUCCUUAUAUACCGAGGACUUCGUUGUGCCUAUCCUGCAUUCCCCCACUAGCAAGCUAUCUUUCUCCCCCCUACAGAAAUGGGAAAGCUUGACAAUCGCUGUGGCAAUGGCAAGCAAUCAGUUCUCUGCAUUUGUCUCCUCCUCUUAGGUUCGCAUCAAAUCAUCUUCUUUCAAAUGAAAAAAGUUAUCACAACACACUUGUUCGUCACAUGUUUCCAUUGUUUUAUCCAUUUGCAGUUGGAGUGCUAGCUGUGGCGCCAAGGGAUGCAGAAGGAUACAUUGGAGAGUGCACGAAAGAGCUGAAUCCAGACAGUUGCAAUGUGCCAGCAUGCCAGGCAGAGUGCUUCACAAGUCACAAGGGGUGGGGACAGUGUGCACACUCAUCGCUCGAUGGUAUCUUCCACUGCGUUUGCUACUACCGUUGCCCUCACGAUCCCUGAAGAUUCUCUCUUUGUUAUCUCCGUCGUCAUACCUAUUAUGACUGUGAACAUCAUCCCACUUUAAGAACUAAAUAAAUCAAACAAUAAAGA